Plasmopara halstedii is the source of this 885-nucleotide messenger RNA. RefSeq lists its product as uncharacterized. The coding region runs from base 234 to 416 and encodes 60 amino acids. The transcript has a single exon. NCBI's taxonomy places the organism in Eukaryota, Oomycota, Peronosporomycetes, Peronosporales, Peronosporaceae. The record is from RefSeq and is a predicted model, not a curated record.
CACGAAUUUCCUGUGUGUGAUAAGGCUGUGAUAAACGCUAUUAAGCUGUCUACAUAUGCAAUGACUUCAUUUUUUACAAUCAAAAGGUGGACCGUGUCAUGGAUACAGCGAUGAGAGACUGAAACAGUUCAUUAGAUGAGUAAGGAACUUGGUUCACCACAUGACGCAAUGCAUUUUUAAUUUACUAACAAUCUGAUACAUAGUUCGCGCUUUGUGACACGCAAGCAAGGAAGAUGCGCUCACAACAUCUAAAAUACAGCCACAAAGGCAUUUUCUUCCAGACAUGCGAUGAUAGUCUAAACAUGAUAAGAUUUGUCAGCAUAAAUUUAGCAAUCACUGCUAGAGACGAUGAAACAGAUUCACUGCAACUUUUUGUCUGGCUGGACGUGGAGCAUCUGUUACCACGACUACGGUGAGACGAAGCAUAUGUGAUGCAAAGUGCGCUCAGCAACGAUUAAACAAACUAAAGUGUAGAGCAUCUUAGUCUAUGAAAGCUGGGUGGGUCAAGUCAAAGCCUUUGCAAAUGGGUGUCAAUUAAGAGUAUAAUCCAUCAAGGUAAGACAGCAACAUGAAAAAAGACUGUCACGUUUGAUCACGUUUAAUAUACGACGUAGCUUCUCAUUGCAUCGUAAUCUAGCGAUGCCGAUCACAUAGUACUCUAUCUAUGCUACUCCAAACUACUGGAAUUUUAUAUGGAUGCAAUCUCACGCGUAUCAUUUUAUCAGAUUUACUACUUUGAUCCAGAAAUUCAGACACCAUUCGGUUUCAACAAAUCCACGUAGAGCACGAGAUGUGACUAAAUUGCCUAAGGAGGUCAAGAGGGUGAUACAAACCCAUUAUAGAUAUGACCUUUGCGGUCCAAUAUGGCGGGGGUAUGCUUUUGUC